AUGAUAAACUUUUAUCGAAGAUUUAUACCGAAAGCCAUCGAAGCUCAGAUUCCGUUGCUGGCAAUGACCCCUGGCAACAAACGCAACGAUCGCUCCAAAUUGGUAUGGACUAGUGAAGCCUCAGCCGCAUUUGAGAAAUGCAAGCAGCAACUUUCUCAAGCUACACUUCUCGCACAUCCCGCCAAAUCCGCAGAAUUGUCGCUGUGGGUCGACGCAUCCGACGUUGCAGCAGGGGCGGUGUUGCACCAGGUCAUCGCCGAAGAAGUUCAGCCAUUGGGUUUUUUCUCGAAAAAGUUCGACAAAGCCCAGUUGCGCUAUAGCACCUACGAUCGCGAGCUUACAGCGAUCUUCCUCGCAGUUCGGCACUUAAAGUUCAUGUUAGAAGGACGAAGCUGCCACAUCUACACGGACCAUAAACCGAUUAUCUUCGCUUUCCGUCAGAAACUCGACAAGGCUUCCGAUCGCCAAGCUAGCCAGUUGGACUUCAUUGGGCAAAUAACAACGGAUAUCCGACACAUCGUUGGCAGGGACAACAUCGUCGCUGAUUUACUUUCCCGUAUAGCUGCCAUCCAAAGCACGCCCUCUCUAGAUUUCGGCGCACUUGCCGAAGACCAACAAACCGACGAUGAAAUUCGAAAUAUUAUAGAAGGCAGCGCAAAACAACUGUUUUGUGAUGCCUCCGGUGGUCACAUUCGCCCAUUCGUUACGAAACGCUUUCGUAAAGUCGCUCUCCAAGCGACGCACCAUCUGGCACACCCUGGCACUCGUUCUCAAGGUGGCCCGAAGCAUUUCCCGUUCCGGACUGCACCAACCAUCGCUGAAGCUUUAGUCACCGGAUGGAUUGCUCGUUUUGGCGUGCCAACCUACAUCACGACCGACCAAGGACGUCAAUUCGAGUCAUUACUAUUUUCCGAGCUAACUCGCAUGCUUGGAGCAAUGCACAUACGCACGACUGCAUACCACCCUCAAUCGAAUGGUAUAAUCGAACGGUGGCACAGGAGUCUUAAGGCGUCGAUUCUUUGCCACGACACCGAGCGCUGGUGUGACCACCUACCGGUGAUUCUGCUCGGGCUGCGGACGGUAUAUAAGGAGGACAUCAAAGCUUCACCUGCUGAGAUGGUAUAUGGAACAACUCUCCGAAUACCGUCUGAGUUUUUUGUCGACAAGCCAAAGAUUUCCAACGAAGUUGAAUUCGUUGCUAACCUUCGAAAAGCCAUACGUAAUCUGCGACCGAAGGAAACUGCUUUUCAUGGAAGUCGCAACGUCUUCGUUCAUCAGGACCUUCAAUCAUGCCAACAUGUUUUUGUACGGAACGAUUCAGUGCGACCAUCGUUAUCACCUCCAUAUGAAGGACCAUUCGAGGUGGUAAACCGUUCUAACAAGUUCUUCGUCGUGAAAAUGAAGGGACGAUCAGCAAAUGUUUCGGUCGACAGACUGAAACCUGCCUACACUCUGGAAGAGCAACAAUCACCAGGAAUUUCUGCAUCCUCACCUACUUGCACCGCCACGACUCCAUCGACUAAGGUCACUCGUUCUGGUAGACGAGUUGUUAUCCCCCUUCGCUAUCGCUAG
This is a messenger RNA of Armigeres subalbatus, 1572 nucleotides long. RefSeq lists its product as uncharacterized. Gene Ontology annotation, molecular function: nucleic acid binding. The transcript has 3 exons. Bases 1 to 1572 code for a protein of 523 amino acids. Gene Ontology annotation, biological process: DNA integration. The record is from RefSeq and is a predicted model, not a curated record. Lineage: Eukaryota; Metazoa; Arthropoda; Insecta; Diptera; Culicidae.